Molecule: messenger RNA, 1348 nt
Organism: Thlaspi arvense
Lineage: Eukaryota; Viridiplantae; Streptophyta; Magnoliopsida; Brassicales; Brassicaceae
Source: the annotation of a GenBank genome assembly
GCUCGUCAUAAUAUCUUGGGUGACUUCCAUGGCUCCCCCUGCCUCUGAUGUAUCCGUACAUCCUCGAGAUGUUUGUGUUGUGGGAGUGGCGCGAACGCCUAUAGGAGACUUCCUUGGCUCCCUCUCUUCUUUGACUGCUCCAAGACUUGGGUCCAUAGCCAUUGAAGCCGCACUUAAAAGAGCAAACGUUGAUCCGGCACUUGUGGAAGAGGUCUUCUUUGGCAAUGUCUUAACCGCCAAUCUUGGGCAAGCACCAGCAAGACAGGCUGCACUUGGUGCUGGGAUUCCCUAUUCAGUGAUCUGCACCACUGUCAACAAAGUCUGUGCUGCAGGAAUGAAAGCUACAAUGUUAGCGGCUCAAAGUAUCCAGCUUGGCUUGAAUGAUGUUGUUGUGGCUGGUGGAAUGGAGAGCAUGUCAAACGUACCUAAGUACCUCCCGGACGCAAGAAAGGGUUCUCGAUUUGGCCAUGAUACUAUUGUUGACGGUAUGAUGAAAGACGGACUUUGGGAUGUGUACAAUGACUUUGGAAUGGGAGUUUGUGGAGAAAUAUGUGCUGAUCAGUACCGCAUUACAAGAGAAGAACAGGAUGCAUAUGCUAUCCAGAGCUUUGAGCGUGGUAUUGCUGCACAAAACGCUCGGUUGUUCGCUUGGGAAAUUGUCCCGGUCGAAGUUUCCACUGGAAGAGGGAGGCCUUCGGUAGUUGUUGACAAGGAUGAAGCACUGGGGAAGGUAAUUGGUUUAGGAACCGCUGCUUCUCUUAGGAUAGCAUUUAUUGGGUUUUUAACUUUGUUUGGGAUGAACCAGUUUGAUGCUGCCAAGUUAAAGAAGCUUAGACCAAGCUUCAAGGAGGAUGGUGGAACAGUCACCGCUGGAAAUGCAUCAAGUAUAAGUGAUGGUGCGGCGGCGUUAGUGCUGGUGAGUGGAGAGAAGGCUCUUGAGCUUGGACUGCAUGUUAUAGCUAAGAUUAGAGGAUACGCUGAUGCUGCUCAGGCACCUGAGUUGUUCACAACCACGCCGGCUCUUGCUAUUCCUAAAGCUAUAAUGCGUGCUGGCUUAGAUGCAUCUCAAGUGGAUUACUAUGAAAUCAACGAAGCCUUUUCUGUUGUAGCUCUGGCCAAUCAGAAACUACUGGGAUUAGAUCCUGAGCGGCUUAAUGCGCAUGGAGGUGCUGUUUCUCUGGGACAUCCACUGGGAUGCAGUGGUGCUCGUAUUUUGGUCACGUUAUUAGGGGUGUUGAGAGCAAAGAAGGGAAAGUACGGAGUGGCGUCAGUAUGCAACGGAGGAGGAGGAGCAUCAGCACUUGUUCUUGAGUUCAUGUCGGAGAAGACAAUCGGAUAUUCGGCACUC